AUGAACGGAAAUCCGUGGUCGGCUGUCACGGCCGGGGUCAGUUCGGGACUGACUUUCGUCUUCAAAAUCUGCGAGGUCACCUACGCGCUGAGGGCUGUCGACCAACAGACCCGAGAAUACCUCAUUACAGCACAGCACGCCUGGACCAACAUCAAAACCUGCCGUGAACUGCUGAGCCACCAGCAAGAUCUGCUGCCGUUGUCGGAGCGCAAGGACUAUGAACGAGUGAUGGAGGAAACGAAGAGGGCGGCGGAGGAGGUCGCUCUGCUCCUCGAGCCCGCGCGGGUCGACCUGGACGCGGAUUGUAGAAUCCACUUCUCGACCCGGGUCAUGUGGGUGCUGAGUGACAAUUCAAACGUCUCAGCGGCGCUCAAACGGUUGGACAUCGUCCACACCACACUGACACAAAAUAUCUCUACGCUCAGGCUUCUGAGAUCCUGUGGCACCACCGUGCUCGAGCCCGUGCGCACCAGAGAACGGCCUCCGAGCUACAACACCAGCCAGCUGCUUCAAUGGAAGUACAUGAGCAGGCUGUCUCCCAAGCACAGCACGGAAAACUUAUGUACGCGAAGGUCUGAUCUGAGAGAUUCAAGGCCGCCCGAGACAGCACCAGCCAUCAAAGAGCUUCCUCCAGAGAUGCCCGCUGACGUUCCAGCGCAGUUCAUCCGCAAUGUCUCGGGCCAGUGGAGUCCAUCAAGUGAGCUGUCUCCGAACCCUGUUCGCAGCGAAACGUCUACACUAGUAGAAGUCCCGUGCGGCGAUGGACCAGCCGCAGUCAUAAGACCAACAGCGGCAGCGACGGGGUCGACGCACGGGUCAACCAAUGCCACUGUCGAGGACGUGCCCCGGACAUGGUUAGAGCACCAGGCAAUGAAGUCAAGAGAUUAA
Fonsecaea erecta is the source of this 888-nucleotide messenger RNA. RefSeq lists its product as hypothetical. The coding region runs from base 1 to 888 and encodes 295 amino acids. The transcript has 2 exons. Lineage: Eukaryota; Fungi; Ascomycota; Eurotiomycetes; Chaetothyriales; Herpotrichiellaceae. The record is from RefSeq and is a predicted model, not a curated record.